Messenger RNA from Ostertagia ostertagi, 816 nucleotides. Lineage: Eukaryota; Metazoa; Nematoda; Chromadorea; Rhabditida; Trichostrongylidae. The record is from the annotation of a GenBank genome assembly.
CUUAUUGAAUGGAAUUGGAAUAGUGUUGCCUUCUUUUCAGCACUCAACUGUCCACCAGCAGCUCCUCCACUUGGUGGAACAACUUCGUUCACUGGAGAACCCAGAGAAGGAUCCGUAGCUGUUGGAAUGUGCCCGCUUGGUCAAAUUAUGAGCGGCCCAUCUACUAUCACAUGCACUAAUGGAGCAUGGACACCACUAGCAUUUGGAAUAUGUACGCCGGCAGGAAGCGGCGGAGGUCUUGGGCUGCCGCCAUCAGGAGGAUUGGGUGGAUUAGGUGGAUUGGGAACUGGGAUACCACCAGCGCUACCAGGACUCGGACUAGGAGCAGGGCUCGGAACCGGAAUGGGUGCUGCGCAGUGUGCACCAAUGUUGGCACCAGCGGGCUCAACAAUUUCGUAUAGCAGCGGUGCAACGAGCUCUGGAAUUCCACCAUUGCAGGCCCAUGGUUCCACUGCCACCAUGAGAUGCAAUGACAACUCUCUUGUGUCAGGUGCGUCCGUGGCAACAUGCCAAAAUGGCCAGUGGCAGCCACCCAUUAUGGGGACGUGCAAUAAUAACAACAACAACCUCGGUUCACCUCAGACUCCUGGCAUUGGAAACGUUGCUGGCGGCCUGGCAGGUACGCUUCCAUGCCCCGUCGGUGUCAUUCCGCCGCUAAAUGGCAAUGUCAUCUACAGUGGAGUAGCACCGUACCCACAAGGAACAACAGCUACAUUGACGUGCAACCCUGGAUUCGUCGUUAGGGGCGAAUCGACCGUCACAUGUCAGAACGGACUCUUCGGUAUCUUGGGAACGUGUGAUAAGAUCUCUCCAUAA